Knipowitschia caucasica is the source of this 1431-nucleotide messenger RNA. The record is from the annotation of a GenBank genome assembly. NCBI's taxonomy places the organism in Eukaryota, Metazoa, Chordata, Actinopteri, Gobiiformes, Gobiidae.
AUGGAUGAUGGCAGAACUACGGCCGAGCUCGGAAACUACUUCAGUCCUCCCUCGAAAGUCACUCAGGAGGAGGAGAGGAGGACAAAGGGCCUUACUGGGCAGAAGAUAUCUCCAACGGAAUCUAUCAACCCAGUGCCCAAACCCAGGCGCACCUUCCAGCACCCGUCCCACAGCGGGACCCUGCCCAGAGGCCCGAGGCACCUGCCGCCCCUGCCCUCCCAUAAGACCUGUGCCCCCCGCUGUCCCGGAGAAGUACAGGAUGAAGAGACUGAGACCGCUCCCAGGAAGUCAUUGGAACCAGAGCACACAAGGUCGCUGCUCCCUCGGGCUCGGCCUCCGGAGCACCACUACGAAGACAUAUUAGAUAAAGAAAACCCUUAUGAAGACAUAGAGCUGGAGAGUUCCUGCUCCCAGCAGUCACUGGCCUCUUCUCCUGGAGCUGACACCAACAAGACGCUGAGAGCCGGUUUCUUCAGACAGAGCUCCAGCCAGAGUUUGGGGACUCAUCAUCUCCGCAGUGCUCAGCCGUGUGUGAGCAGCAAAAGUACAAGAGGAGCCACAUCCAAUCCUCAGCUCAGCCCCCCCACGCCCAGGACCCCCAGGAGCCCAAAGCCAAACUCACGACCCCACUGUGACACCUCCAACAGCCGCACCUGCCAGAGGACGCCCACCGUUGUACUGAGGAUCAACAGUAUCUUUGAAGCUCGAAUUGGUAAAAAGCACUUGAGAAGGAUCUAUCAUUAUGCUGAGAGCAGUUCUGGUCGAGUUACAGAUGACAGUACCUCUGAGAGCGAGCUUGAAGACAGAGCCAAAGCUCAUCGUCAGCGCCUCGUGUCGGCCAAGUCCAUCCUGAGCCGCCCCAGCCAAAGCUCCGCCUGCAGGGCCCCUGUGGAGCACCAGCGCAGGCUCUUCGAGUACUUUGUGGUCGUGUCUCUGCAAAAGUCCAAGUCCAGUGGCCUUUAUCAGCCGGAGGUCACGCAGCAGUUCCCCCCAAAGCUGGAGCAAAGUUUCAAAGUCAUACGAGAAAGUGAGAAUCAGCUUCGGAGUAUCCCUCUCUUCUGCUUCCCUGAUGCUACAGACUGGGAACCGGUGGACCAUUAUCCAAGUGAAAUGUUCUCUUUUGUUUUGACUGGAGUGGACGGGAGCAGGAGGUUCGGAUACUGCCGCAGAUUACUCCCCACUGGAAAAGGAAAACGUCUUCCUGAAGUCUACUGUAUUAUUAGUCAUCUUGGCUGCUUCAACCUGUUUUCAAAGGUGCUGGAUGAGGUGGAAAGGAGGAGAGCCCUGUCUCCAGCUUUAGUGCAGCCUUUCAUGAGGGCCAUCCUGGAAGCUCAGUGCCCUGCUCCAGGGAAAAGCCUCACCAUCAGGACCUUCCUCCCAGGCUCUGGAACUGAGUAUCCUCACCAACAUUCAGUGUUAGUGUUUCCAUGA